Podarcis lilfordi (Lilford's wall lizard) is the source of this 10745-nucleotide messenger RNA. Lineage: Eukaryota; Metazoa; Chordata; Lepidosauria; Squamata; Lacertidae. The record is from the annotation of a GenBank genome assembly.
AAUAGCGGUGCAGCUUGUUGCGAGGUGCGCAGAGCGGCGGGCGCAAGUGUAGGCCGGGCGGCUUUUCUUUCAUAUUUCCUCGGCCCCCUCCCCCCACAUUCGCUGCACCGUUUCUUUCUUUUUUUUAACGCCUGAGGAGCAGCGACGGUUAUUGCUCGUCGGAAUCAUGAGGCGAGUAAAGGGAGGGGGGGAGAAAUGGGGGAGGGGCUGGCACGUGGCGGGGGAGGGGAAUUGGGGGAAGGGAGAAGGGAAUGGAAGGAUUGGGGGUCAAGGCGGGCGCUCACUUUUUGUGAGGAGGGCGCUUAUUUGGGGCGAACUGUGCUCAAAAAGCAGGACAAGGAAACCCCCGAACCUCCAGGGACGAAAGGAGUCUACUUUUCUACCUGAAUAUGGUAGAGAGAGAGAUAGACUGCUGCUGCGCUUGGAAGCUCCACCUCCGGCCGUCGUCUGCCUGCCCUAUCUCCCUGCCAACUGCCAUAUAACGGGGAGGGACAGGACGGCUAAAGAUGGCAUCCCCUUGCCCCUCCUAAGGACGCAUGGAAGACGGAGCGAGAUUGUUUUCUUCUGCUCUGGAGGGCAGGACUCGAGAUUCUAACAGGGGUCGGACUAGCUGACCCUUGGUGCCCCCUUCCAACUCCCACAGGACAGUGGUGCCUCAGGUUACAUACGCUUCAGGUUACAGACUCCGCUAACCCAGAAAUAGUACCUCGGGUUAAGAAUUUUGCUUCAGGAUGAGAACAGAAAUCGUGCAGCGGCAGCAGCGGGAGGCCCCAUUAGCUAAAGUGGUACCUCAGGUUAAGAACAGUUUCAGGUUAAGAACGGACCUCCGGAACGAAUUAAGUACUUAACCCGAGGUACCACUGUACUAUCAUUCCAGGAACAGAACAAGAGCCCAGCUGCUGGAUCAUCUUAGUCCAGCAUCCUGGUCCCACAGCUGCCCCAAAGGGAAGCACACAAGCAAGAUUCCAACAAACACAAAUAGCUGCCUCUCCCUUUCUGGCCACUGGCAUUCAGAGGCAUCAUGGCUAGUAGCCAUGGGUACUUUGCUUCUCCCAUGCAUUUGCCAAAUCCACUUUGAUAGCCAUCCAAGUUGGUGGACACCACUGCCCUCCUAUGGGAGAGAGAUACAACAGCCAAAGGGUGGACCCCCAGGUACUGAAGCAAUCUACCCUCUCAGCAUCAGAUAACAGAGAGGCGUGAGAUAGUUGAAGGUGAGGCUUCCAGGGGCAGAUGAAGUCUACCUCUGCAAUCAGCAGAUAAUGGGGAGAUAGACUUCACAACAAGAGCGGGUUGGGCUUGGGGCUUCAUGGGCUUGGGUGUUAUUGAGCUUCGAAAGGCAUGUGUGACUUCACUGAAUAGUUACAGGUAGGUAGCCGUGUUGGUCUGCCGUAGUCGAAACAAAAUAAAAUAAAAUAAAUUCUUCCAGUAGCACCUUAGAGACCAACUAAGUUAGUUAUUGGUUAGUUGGUCUCUAAGGUGCUGCUGGAAGGAUUUUUUAAGAUUUUAUUUUAUUCACUGGAUAGCAGAAGUGAACUUAGGAUAACCUUUGGUCUGCCCAACCUGGUAUUGUCAACCCCACACGUGAGGACCCUGUGGCUCGGCAGAUGUUGCUAGACUCCAACUCUCAUCAGCUCCAGCCAACAUGGACAAUAGUCAUGAAUGAUGGGCUUCCGAAUGGAGGGCACCAGUUGCCCUAUGCUUAAUGUAAAUGGAGAGAAAAGGGUGUAAGGAAACAAACCUCUGGGAACAACUGAUAGCAGAUUGUGGCUCUUGCUUGUACUUAUGAUUUCCCCCCCUCUUCUUCCCCCAUGAUUUCUUUCAGGGGUGACAGAGGCCGUGGUCGUGGCGGACGCUUUGGUUCUCGGGGUGGUCCUGGCAGUGGGUAAGUCCCACAUGAAAGUUAGGCAUCUGUCCAUUUCUAGCAGCACAAACACAGGAAACUGCCGUAUAUUGUGCAGGGCCAUUGGUCCAUCUACCUGCUCAGUAUUGUCUCCACUAACGGCAGCGGCUGUCCAGGGUUUCAAGCAGGGUUCUCUCCAGGGAAUACUGAAGGAAGCCCACUGGUCUGUUCAGCAAAGUUUUACCUGCAAUGACUGGAAGCAGGCAGGCAUUCAGACAGGAGACAUUUCCAUCCAUACAAGGCCAAAAUGGAACAGCUGAAACUGUGUGUCUCAGUAGACAGAACACACUAUGGUUUAGAUGGCCAAGUUUUCUAGGCAGGAAGCCUUAUUGGUUCUGCUGCUGUGGCUUACUCCCAAGCAUGUGUGCCUACUUGGGAGUAACUCACUGAAUAUACUGGGGCUGAAUAAUCACACAUAGGCUCUUGGUGUCGGCUUCACAUCGUUCUUCCUUAUAACAUCCCUUAAGUAAAGUCAGGAUAAGCUAAAGAACAUGAUCAAACCUGUGACAUAGGUCUUGAAUGUACUGUAAACUCUGGCAAGAGCAAAAUCAAAGCUCACCUUCCUAUGUUAACUGUGUUUCAGGUUCCGACCCUUCGUGCCUCACAUCCCUUUUGACUUCUAUGUGGUGAGUAGGCCUGACGGGUGCUUUUGAAUGUAGCUGGCAGUCCUAAGUUUGAGAAGUUUGUCUUGGGAAAUUAAAAAUCAACCCAGCAAGCUGUGGGAUUGGAGAACUUGGAAGCUUUCUGGAUACAGCCACGAAAUGGUGCGCCUGCAUUCUCAAAAUAUGCUAGGAAAAAAGUAGUGUGCAGGGUUGACAUCAAUUUUUGUAAUGCCUUGGAGCAGGAAUCAGACUUUUAGACCCACGCAUAAGUACACAUAAAGAGAUGGGUGAGAUCAAAUUGGAGGCCCUACCUUGCCUUAAAAAACAAAAACUGUCCUGUUUGUUCAAUGCCUGCCUGUUGUUGGUGGCUGUGUCAUGUGCACAGAUUGCUGUUUGGUGGUGCUGAGUGGUGAAACCACAUAUAUGAACACUGCUUAAAUGGGACCACUGAGGAUGAACAUAGUGCACUGUGUGUGUGUGUGAAAGUCUUCAUAAAGGUGUCCUCCUUCCUUCAGUGCGAAAUGGCUUUCCCCCGUGUGAAACCAGCCCCAGAUGAGACUGCCUUCAGCGAAGCCUUGCUAAAGAGAAACCAGGACCUUGCUCCCACUUCUGCUGAACAGGUGUGUUCUGCAUGAUUGCUGCACUCUCCCCGGUAGAAUUAAGAGGUUUCUGUCAAGGAGGUGGGAUAGGAACCCUGGAUAAAAUUAUUCAGUUGCUUUUCCUACAUAGGGGUGGUCAGACCUCUGUUUCCUCUAGGAGUUAAAAUAAAACAAUAAUAAAUUAAAAGGCAGUAAUGCUCUUUGAGCUAAAAAUUGAAAGCAGUAAUCGUCAUUAAACGUCACAUUGCCUACAAUUUCUUAGAGGCCUUUCACCACCCGUUCUCGAAAAAUAAGCCACGUUCCUGAAUUUAAGACUUAAUUUAUUCCCGAAAUAAUAGUUACUAAAUCUCCUAGUUAGGAUACAUUGCAGUCCUUCCUUGAUAUACGAACAUAGUCUUGUCUUUUUUACUUUAGACAUUGUAAUAUGAAGGGCAAAGGAUACAGUUAACUGCUAUUGUGUAAUUUGUGGUUUUGAUUGGAUGUUUUAUUUAUUAGUAUGUUAAAUUUUGCACAGCUGCGUUGAACUGCCAUUUGCACAUUAAAAUACGGUAUAUAAAUCAGGUAAUAAACAAAUGGCUACAUACUACUCUAUUUCCCUCUUCUGUACUAGGCUUCUAUCCUCUCUCUGGUGACCAAGAUCAACAAUGUGAUUGACAACUUGAUUGUGGCUCCAGGAACAUUUGAAGUGGUAAGUCAGUCUUCACUGAGAAGACAUUAGGAGAAUACUCGUAUUUAACAAGGGAGUAUGUGUUUUCAUCUGAAGGGUUGUGGUUUGCUGUGAGACUUCUCUCAGUAGACACAAUUGCCAAACUGGGAUUGAAACAGAAUGUCCGCUGAGCCAACCUCCAGGCAGGAUUGCAUCAGUCCCUCUAGCCUAGAUUUCAGAGUGUCACAGGCAACAGCUUUUUUAAAGUUUACAUUUGAAUUUCUGAGCAAGUGCUGUGGGCACCAUCUUCUCCGCUCCUCUCUCUCCCCACUCCCCUGAUCAGCCACCCCAAAAGUGACAGGCUCUGAGCUUGUAAAAAACAUAGAGCUGAAAGAGGAAGUGGGAAAGAGUGUCACUUUUCCAACUUCCUUUUUUAGCUCUAUGUCCUUUUCAAGAGAGAAGGGCAGUGGGCUUGGAGACUUUGUGGGCCAACUUGGGAAGAUCUGAACAGCAUAUUUAUGUGUACAUCUCUCUCUCUCUCUUGCCUUACCAGCAAAUCGAAGAGGUUCGCCAAGUGGGAUCCUACAAGAAAGGAACCAUGAUGACUGGCCACAAUGUGGCAGAUCUAGUUGUGAUCCUGAAAAUCUUGCCUACAUGUAAGUUUUUCUAUUCGCAAAGGGAAGGGGAAAUGGCAGACUGGGGUGGGGAGUGUGUUCUAAUGGAGCCUUCUGCAAUGAAUUUUGACUUCUGCUUCCAUCCACAGUGGAAGCUGUUGCCGCCUUGGGAAACAAAGUUGUGGAAAGCCUGAGGACGCAGGAUCCUGCUGAAGGUGAGCAGCACGUUUUGUCUGCCAUUGCCCUGUUCUAUGCAUCAGCACACUCAGUGCUGCAUUCCAAGCAAAAUAACCCCAGGGGGAAAGAUAUAUGCUAGUGGCACAGGCAGGAAACAACACUCAGGAAAACAGCUGUCUUUUGCCUCAAAUGCAAUUUGCUGGAUUUGGGAUGGGAAGACUGUGGCAUUCCAGAUACUGCUUGACUGCAAGUCCCAUCAUCUCUUAUAACUGCUGGGAGUUGGAGUCCAGCAACAUCUGAAGGACCACUGAUUUGGGCAAGAUUCACUACUGGGGUCCAGAGUACUAUCUGUUCCACAGUACAGAGAGAAAUGUCACCAAGCAUUGAGAGCUGUAGCUACUCCUCAGUCACUUCUUGGCUCAUUUCAUCCCUGAUUUUUUCUCCCCUUAGUAUUGACCAUGCUCACCAAUGAGACCGGCUUCGAAAUCAGUUCUGCAGACGCAACAGUGAAGAUUCUUAUAACCACUGUGCCCCCCAACCUCCGCAAGCUGGAUCCCGAGCUGCACCGUAAGGAAAUCCAGGCAGUUUGUUUUCUCUGCAGUGGAGGGGCAGGGGGAAGGGCAGGAUGGAUGGAGGUUGACCUUGCUUAAAUAGGUUGUGCUUUUGGUAGAAGAGUAGAAAAGAGCAACCUGCCCAGAGGGCCUUGUGUGCUGUUUUUAUUGGGUUGAGGUGUGUGUGCCCAGCAUAGAAGGCAGGAGUAUUUCCCUGCUGAACAGAGUUUUCCUAAUGCCGCCACUUCUGUUGUCUUCUCUCCACUCACCAGUGGAUAUCAAAGUGCUUCAGAGUGCUCUGGCAGCUAUCCGACAUGCUCGCUGGUUUGAGGAAAACGCGUCUCAGUCCACGUAAGUUCAGUCCACGUAAGUCUCUCUCCCUUUGCGCCUGGGGAGCCACCUUUGCUCCUCCUGCAGAGGUGGCCCUCCAAGCCUUCUAGCCUUGCUUUUGCCCCCAAGGUGUUUUUUUUAAAAAACAAACACCUAACUGCAGUGUGUCCUUGAGCUCUGAUAAUGUCGCUUGCUGUCUGCAUGUAGGACAGAGAGGUGUGUGCAAGAAACUAGCCUAUGGCAUAACGGUUAUAUUUACAUUUGUUCCUAUGCCCAAUUUUGCCUCUGCCCCCCCGCCCACCAGAAGGGAAUGCCGCCUUCAGGCUCAAAAAGGUUCUCCUGCCCUUGUGGAAGGACAUAGGGGAGGAAGCUCCCCAAUCUGUAAAACUUAAGGCAGACUAGGGUCAACCUUAGCUCUUACACUGGGAAACAUCAAGGCUUUGAUGCAUCUCUGAGUUUGGACUUGCUCCAGCUGCUUGCUUCUGGUGCUCUUGGUCCAGGUCCUAACCCCUGGCAGAACUCCCAUAUCUUGGGGACGUAUGUCUAUUCACAAUGAGCCUCCUUCUGAUUCUCCAGACUCUGGCAUGGGGGCAGUUGAGGCACAAGGAUGAGGUGUUCUUUGUGUAGAUUUGCUCGCUUCUAGUGCUGCUUGUGCAAGAUUCAUGCCUUUGCAGUUGGAUCUCCUAAGCUGGCAUAAGAGCAGAGUAGCCUUGCUGGAUCAGAUCAAAAUGUCAGUUUAGUCCAGCAUCCUGUUUUGUAGAGUGGCUUACCAGAUGUCUCUGGGAAGCUCACAAGUAGUAUAUGAAGACAGAAGCCACACUUACACACAGAAUUUGCCCCCUUUCAGAUGUCAUUCAGAGGUAAAUGCCUCUAAAUAGGGAGAUUUCAUGUAGCUUUUGUGGCUAAUCCACCAAUGGACACCCUCCUCUUUAGUAGUAUAGAGUCCAGUAUUCUAGAGAAAACCAUCACCACCAUUUGUUUUAGAAAAUUUAUAAACGGCUUGAUCCAAACACACACACACCCCCAGCAUGGUUCAAAUAAAUAAAACAUGGCUACAGCCCACAAGCUAAUUCAAAACAAAUACACACAAAAACUAUCAUUUUAAAACAAAGAUAGUAUCAACAACACAAUAGAUAGAUACAUAUUCUGGGGAUGACAUUGUUACCUUCUUUCAGAGUGAAAGUCUUGAUUCGUCUGCUGAAGGACCUCAGGAUGCGGUUCCCAGGCUUUGAACCCCUCACACCCUGGAUUCUUGACCUGCUGGUAUGUGGAGAGAUCAAGGGCAGGUGCUUGGCUUCCACUGUGGGCUGAUUCUCUAAUGGUGGCUGCUUCAUGUUAUGCUUUCUUGAUCAAAACAUUCAAGGAUUCUGUUUUUGCAGUUGGGAGAAGCUUGGCAGCGAUCUGCAUCCCUUUUUCCUGUGUGACAACACUUUGAAGUUGUAGAUCAGAACUAGGACUGAUCUUUUUUAAAAAAAAUCAUGAAUUUAAAACAGUUAAGGAAAAUGAAUGUGGAGACUCCAUUGGGUCAAAGACAGGCUCCUGAAUAAUUUAAUCCAUAACGUAGUGCAUACUUAGAAGGGUUGUUUUUCAUUUGCAGGUAAUUGCAUAAGAUUGAGGUGCUCCUUAACUUUUUUCCCAUGCGAAUAUAAAUAUUCUGCAGGGAAGGAAAGGGUGACAACAUAUUUACUAUAUAUACUGGAAAGUUGUGUGCUGUGCAUUUGGACACCUCUUUAGGCAGUGGAACCAAUUUGCUGCAUGAUGUCUCCUGAGAUCAAUGAGCAGCUUUUCACUUACCUUUGGAUCCAGUUGGAUGCCAUUUUGAAUCAAGAUGGUAGACUGAACCUUGCCAAACCACCGAUUUCAAAACUCCACUGGUUUUCGUUUGUUUCCUAAAAUUCCUGAGCAGCUCCAGGUAUGAAGCUGCCAGUGCUUAGUGAAAUAAAAUGUUGAACUGUCUUCUCAGUAAGCCCAACUGAAUUUAGUUGGAAUCCUUUCCCAAGCCAACACAGACAGAAUUGUAUUGCCAGUAACUGGGGAAGCAGGAUGGAGAAAACAAAGCUCUACUAUUUGCUCUUCUCUUUGGUUCUAGGGACACUAUGCUGUGAUGAACAACCCCACACGGCAGCCCUUGGCUCUCAAUGUUGCCUACAGGUAUAGUCAAAACCCUUUUAAAAUUCAGGGGGGAAGAAGAGAAUUUGUGUCUUCCAAGUGCCACAUGGCGGGGGGUAUUAUUAUUACUAAUCUUGCUGCUUCUUCGCAGGCGCUGCCUUCAGAUCUUGGCUGCUGGGCUCUUCCUUCCUGGCUCUGUCGGCAUCACUGACCCCUGUGAGAGCGGGAACUUCAGAGUCCACACAGUUAUGACCCUGGAGCAGCAGGUAACCCAUCCCCCUCCUUUAACUGAGAUACCGUACAGUCCAAGGAUUUAGGUUGGGGCGGGGGACACCCGUACAAGAAUGUACAAGAAGGGUUGAGGACCUGUGGCUCUCCCAAGUGUUGUUGGAACCACAACUCAACAUCGUCCCUCACCGUUGGCCAUGCUGGCUGGGGCUGAUGGGAGUUGGGAGCCCAUCAACUUCUGCAGGGCCACGUGAUCCACACACACAUACACCAGUUACAUAUGCAUGCCUGAUUGGUUGAGAUACGUGUCUGGGAAAGGGGUUGGGGAUCCUGUAGCCCUCCAAAUGCUGCUGGACUCCCAGCUCACAUUAUCCCUAGCCACUGGCCCUUCUGGGGCUUAUGGGAGCUCAACACCACAUGGAGGACCAUCGCUGGUAUAGUGGCUAUAAACAUGAGCUGAAAGCCCUUGCCUCUGCCACAAACUUAGCAUACAUGGCUUUAGCCAAACCUCUACUCUUAAUAACAUUGGCCGGCCUGCCAGGGCUGUUUCAAAGUACACUCUGUGAAAGAGGUGUCAACUAUUCAAAUACUUUCUGGAGCAAGAUGAGCACCAUGCCUCCAGCUUAUCAGCAGAUUUUGGCCACCUACAAAUAAUUCUAAUCCUCAUGGCUAAAAUGCCUGCAUAGGAUUGUCAGAGUUGGCAAUGAGCCCAUAGGUUUCACACAUGCUUUGAGAUGCUUUGCAGAUUACAAAAGCAUGAAGUUCAACUACUGUGUGUCGUGCACUGUUUGAAGAGGCAAGCGUGUGUGCCCUUGCUGUCGGUUAGAGAGAAAUGUGCUGUGCAGGUGGAUCUUCAAGAAGCCUUGAAGAUGCUCUGAAAGUGCAGGGAGGGGGCGAUGUGUGACUGGCCUUUCUCUUUCCAUCUAGGACAUGGUCUGCUACACAGCCCAAACCCUGGUCCGCAUUCUCUCUCAUGGCGGAUACCGGAAGAUCCUUGGGCAAGAAGGAGAUGCCAACUGUAAGUAGGAGCUCUUGGAAGGAGCUGUGGCUCAGUGGCUGGAGCAUAUGUCCGGGAUCUCCUUGUUGGGCUGGGACACCCUCCAGAUGGAAACCUUGGAGAAUGCCAGUCAGAGUAGACAGUAUAGAGCUAGAUGGACCCAAGAGUCUCACCAGGUACAAGGCAGGUUCCUAUGUUGGAAAGACAGAUGGAAAGUGGGGCUCUCUCAAACAGUUUUGCUGGGACAGGCCUGCUCAAUCAGGCCUCCUCUCCUUCAGCUGUCACCUGGGAGCAGGUGUUUCUUCAGACUGCCUCCAUGGGAGAUAGGAAGAAGGGCUCACUCACUCCUGUUUCAUCAGGUGCCUCCUGCCCCUGAACUGGGCCACCUGGCCAUUAUAAAAACAACUGUUUAAGAAGCAGUGCCCAAGUUUUUUGUCCCCCAAUUCCUUUUGUGUGCAGUGUUCCUUUAAAUUGCAAGUAUAUAGGCAGGGUCUGUCUUGUUUUAACUGAUUGUACAUAAGCCAAUCUGGGAGCCCUUUGGGCCAAAACCAGGGUGCAGAUGUUCUAAAUAAAUAAAUAAAUAAAAUGAAGAGUGGGGGCACUGGCACACAUUAUCACUCAGCUAUUGUAACCAAGGAAGUAACUAGUCUACCUCUAGGCAAGUGAGCAGCAGCAGCCUCAGGUGUUAAAAUAUUAUUGGCUCCAAAUCUUGUGCUAGAGGAAUCGGGUGGUCUACAUAUAGAAAUAAGGCCACACUUUGUUCUACUACAUUGCAGCCUUUGGCUGUAGUUGAGGUGAAAGAUGUUUAGAAAUAGGCAGCGAAAAUCCAACAGGAGAAUUACCUUAGGGGAGAUGUGCCAUGGCCGACAGAUGGCUUGUCAGCAGCAUCAAACAACAAUCCUAAUCACAUUUAUCCUGAGUGUAAGCCCCAUUGAACUUGAUAUGACUUAAAUUCAGAAUAAGACGAGCAUAGGAUUGCAUGCUGGCCCUGGGCUGCUCGUUCCUCGGUGCACUUAGCCCAGGUAUUUGGAACCCAUGGCCUUGCGGGUGAACUACAACCCCCCUCAUUCCUGGUCUACAGCUGGGAGUUGUAGUUCAGCAACAUCUGGAGAGCUAAAGGUUCCUGCUCUAGUGCAGUGUUGGUUGUACAGGCUUAACUACCUGACUCACCACCACCCUGGAACGUCCCUUGUUUCGCAGACCUGGCUACCGAGAUGUCUACCUGGGAAGGUGUGAUCGUGACCCCGUCGGAGAAAGCAUACGAGAAACCACCUGAGAAGAAGGAAGGGGAAGAGGAGGAAGAGAACCAGGAAGAGACUGCUACCGGAGAAGAGGAAGAGAGCAUGGAAACCCAAGAGUGACCUGCCAGGUGUGAUGUGGUGGAUUCAAGGGGGCAGCCCUCUCUGGUUUCUCUCACCCCCGACAGUAACACAGCUCUCCCAGCACACCUGAUUGAUAGCUGGUUAUGCCAAGAGCUCCACUCCAGCCACCUUUAUUCCCUCUUCCUGGCUUCCCUUCCACUGAGCCCAUUGACUUGGUGUCUGUUCUGGAUAUGUUCACCCUGGUGGUGACAGCUACAGAUGGCACUCUGUCCCACACCCUCUUGGAGCUGUGUGUGCUUUCCAAGGCCAAGGUUAAAUUUCCUAGGUCAUACUUUUUACCCAGAACCCCUUGAAAAGUGGUGUGCCUGCUUGUUUUAUUUGACUGGUGGGGGGUGGGGUGGAUAAGAGACUAGUGACCCCUGGAUAAUUAUGGUGUGGAAUACCUGUGUUGCUUAGAAUGCUGAUUAAGAAGCAAAGAAGAGGAGAAAUGGCCUGAGCUGGUGUUCAAAGCUGUUUUGCUUCUGUCUUUCAGUGACCCUCUCCCCUUGCCUCUGCUACUGAUGGAUGAACAGUUGAAGAAGGCCAAACCUGACUCCCCUUUUCUGUGUGUUAUUCUAAUUGUCUUGUUUUUUAAAAUUCUUGCUAUUAAAAUUGUGUUUUCCUUUUAAAA